AGUACCAAACGCAGCAUUAAAGAGCGGCUUAUGAAGCUCUUGCCCUGCUCGGCUGCCAAAACGACAUCUCCUGAUAUUCAAAACAGUGUAGAAGAUGAAAUGGAAAUAGCCACCGUGCGGCAUCGGCCUGAGGCUCUUGAACUGCUGGAAGCACAGAGCAAAUUCACAAAGAAGGAACUUCAGAUUCUGUAUAGAGGAUUCAAGAAUGAGUGUCCCAGUGGGAUUGUUAAUGAAGAGACCUUCAAAGAGAUUUAUUCUCAGUUCUUUCCACAGGGAGAUUCUACAACCUAUGCACAUUUUCUCUUUAAUGCAUUCGACACUGAUCACAAUGGAUCUGUGAGUUUUGAGGAUUUCAUUAUGGGUCUCUCAAUUUUACUCAGAGGGACAGUACAAGAAAAACUCAACUGGGCUUUUAAUUUGUAUGAUAUAAAUAAGGAUGGAUACAUAACUAAAGAGGAAAUGCUUGAUAUUAUGAAAGCUAUAUAUGAUAUGAUGGGAAAAUGCACUUAUCCUGUUCUCAAAGAGGACACCCCUAGACAACAUGUGGAAACAUUUUUCCAGAAAAUGGACAAGAAUAAAGAUGGGGUAGUUACCAUAGAUGAAUUCAUUGAAAGCUGCCAAAAAGUAAGUAAUGAUAAAUUGAUUUAGUUACUCCUAUCAGCUGGCUAAGUGGUUGUCACACGGUACUACCAAUUAGGAUUUGGGUGUAAAGAUGUAGCUUACACUUCUAGGCACCAGGGACCACAUUUCCCAAGGCACCUUUACAAAAAAAUGUGUCUGGCAAACUGUUCUACAAAACAGUCAGUUACAUAUGCAAACAUAUACAAUAUUUGUAUUCAUAGAGGUGAUAGUUUUUGAAAAGCUAAUGUUCAUCUAUUCUACUAGUGUGUUUGCAUCCUCUUUCCGUGCAAAGCUACCAUGUAGUAGACAAUAAAUUGUUUGUUAUGUGAAUAUUUAUUUGAGCCUUGUGCUCGGUAAAUAUCUGCCAGAAUUCACAUUUAUUCACUGUAGGAUAACUGAAUGUGCUAUUAUUUAAGAACUUGUCUACAGUUAGACAAGACAGCCUUAUAAAAAUAAGUAUUAAUUUUUUCAUAAUAAAAUUGCAGAAAACACCAAAGCUACUUGUUAUUUGCACAUUGUACAAGGUUACAAGCUAUUAGAGGAACAUGGUACAUACAGAGGGUGUCAUAACCACAUUAGAUCAAGUGUUGAGAUCCAAACUGGAAAAAGGGCUAGCAACAAUUGAUUAGAUCAUUCAGAUUGAUUUUCUUGAGAAAAGAACUGUCAAUGGCUAGAACAAACUAAAACCAUCAAUUCUGUCUACCAAUAAAUACAGUAAAGUACAGUAGAUUUCAAUGGACAUACUAGCUCUAUUUGGGUGUCCUUGGAUAGGGGGAAAGGAGAUUAGGAAAAUCAAUUAUAAAAGAGUCAAUGUAUUGCCCUUUUGGUAUAUGAGAGAAGGGGUAAACAAGACUAGGAAAAGCAUGUCUAUCCAUGAGCAACAAUUUAUAAACACCUUGUAUCCAGAAAGCUGCACAGGAAAUAUGGUAUGGACUUUGUCAGUUUUUUUACUUGCAUCUCUAGGUAUUCCAUGGGAAAUU
Malaclemys terrapin pileata is the source of this 1601-nucleotide messenger RNA. RefSeq names its product potassium voltage-gated channel interacting protein 4 (gene KCNIP4). The coding region runs from base 31 to 648 and encodes 205 amino acids. The record is from RefSeq and is a predicted model, not a curated record. Lineage: Eukaryota; Metazoa; Chordata; Testudines; Emydidae. Gene Ontology annotation, biological process: regulation of potassium ion transmembrane transport. The transcript is spliced from 7 exons. Gene Ontology annotation, cellular component: voltage-gated potassium channel complex. Gene Ontology annotation, molecular function: potassium channel regulator activity; calcium ion binding.